GUCUCGCUCCAUCUGUCAGUCGUUCUCCUUCUUGGGCACUUCUCCGUCAAAUUUUCAGUCUAUUACUCUUACAAUCAUGAUUGCAUUUCUAGUUGGUGAGGGUUCAUUUGGAGAGCAGAGAGAGUGAGGCAGUGAGCCAAUGAAUAAACGAUUAGAGCUCAAAAUCAAACUGCUGGCCGAGCAAGGAUACGUGCUCCUUUCGCCUAAACGAACUAAAGCAAUCCGUCGUCAGCAAAUUAGAAUCAGCCUACGUGCCGUUGGCAGAGAACGCUUUGUCGUUUCUUUAAACAAGUGGUUGUGUUUCUCCACAAAGACCGCAAUCAUAAAAAACUAUACUUCGUCGUUUUAAUUGGCGAUAUCGCCUUAGGGUUUUUGACAGUGACUUCGUUCUCUUUCCCUCUCAUCAGGGGAAAAAAAAAUUUCUCUAAUUGCUUGUUCUCUGCUUGCGGUGAGGGCUAAACCAUAGAAGGCAAAGCACCCGAGUUCCCGUCUCCUGAAUCUCAAGCCAAAAAAAAAUGGCAACUCUUGCUGAUUCUUUCCUUGCGGACCUUGAUGAGUUAUCUGACAAUGAUGCUGAUCUUAUAGAGGAAGAUGACGUUGAUGCUGGAAACAUGGAGGAAGACGUUGAUGGGGACAUGGCAGACGUUGAAACUCUUAAUUAUGAUGAUUUGGAUUGUGUUUCUAAAUUGCAGAAAACACAGAGAUACAGUGAUAUAAUGCAGAAAGUGGAAGAUGCUUUGGAGAAGGGUUCUGAUAUCUCAAAUCAGGGUUUGGUACUAGAAGACGAUCCUGAAUAUCAGCUUAUUGUGGAUUGCAAUGCCUUAUCAGUUGACAUUGAGAAUGAAAUAAUUAUAAUCCACAAUUUUAUCCGUGACAAGUACCGAUUGAAAUUUCCCGAGCUUGAAUCACUUGUCCACCAUCCGAUCGAUUAUGCACGUGUGGUGAAGAAGAUUGGAAAUGAGAUGGAUUUGACCCUUGUAGACCUAGAAGGGUUUUUACCCUCGGCUAUUAUUAUGGUGGUCUCAGUGACAGCAUCAACAACAAGUGGCAAGCCACUUCCUGAGGAAGUCCUUCAAAAGACGAUUGAUGCAUGCGAUCGAGCUCUUGCUCUUGAUGCUGCAAAGAAAAAAGUCCUUGAUUUUGUAGAGAGCAGAAUGGGAUACAUUGCACCGAAUCUUUCUGCUAUUGUUGGGAGUGCUGUUGCAGCAAAGCUAAUGGGAACAGCUGGUGGUCUUUCAGCAUUGGCCAAGAUGCCUGCUUGUAAUGUUCAGCUCCUCGGUGCCAAGAAGAAGAACCUGGCAGGAUUUUCCACGGCAACAUCUCAAUUUCGUGUAGGUUAUAUUGAGCAAACAGAGGUAUUUCAGACCACUCCGCCUGCUCUGAGAAUGCGUGCUUGCCGACUAUUGGCUGCAAAAUCAACCCUGGCAGCACGGGUAGAUUCUACCAGGGGGGAUCCAUCAGGAAACACUGGAAGAGCUCUUCGGGAAGAGAUUUGUAAGAAAAUAGAGAAGUGGCAGGAGCCUCCUCCUGCAAAGCAACCUAAACCACUUCCAGUUCCUGAUUCUGAGCCUAAGAAAAAAAGAGGUGGUCGGAGGCUGAGAAAGAUGAAGGAAAGGUACGCUUUGACAGACAUGAGGAAGCUUGCCAAUAGAAUGCAAUUUGGUGUGCCUGAAGAGAGCUCUUUAGGUGAUGGACUUGGGGAAGGUUAUGGAAUGCUUGGUCAAGCUGGAAAUGGCAAGCUGCGUGUAUCUGUUGGUCAGAGCAAGCUCGCUGCAAAAGUUGCAAAGAAAUUCAAGGAGAAGAAUUAUGGAAGUAGCGGUGCCACAUCUGGUCUGACAUCAAGUCUGGCAUUUACACCUGUGCAGGGAAUCGAACUCACAAAUCCACAAGCGCAUGCACAUCAGCUCGGCAGUGGAACCCAGAGUACCUACUUUUCUGAGACUGGAACAUUUUCAAAGAUUAAACCGACAUAAGUUAUGCAAAACCAACAUGAUCAGGCACACCAACUUGGCAGUGGAACUCAAAGUAGCUUUUCUGAUACGAGAACAAAAGCCAUCUUACAUUACCCAACUUGUAGUUGCUUCUACGCCAUAAAUAAUGUAACCAUUAGAUGAACUUGUCACUUGUGCAUUAAGGUUUUGGGAUUACUUAGUCAGGCUAAUAGAGUACAUAUUUUCAGCUCUA
Hevea brasiliensis (rubber tree) is the source of this 2184-nucleotide messenger RNA. RefSeq names its product U4/U6 small nuclear ribonucleoprotein Prp31 homolog. NCBI's taxonomy places the organism in Eukaryota, Viridiplantae, Streptophyta, Magnoliopsida, Malpighiales, Euphorbiaceae. The coding region runs from base 516 to 1973 and encodes 485 amino acids. Gene Ontology annotation, biological process: spliceosomal tri-snRNP complex assembly; mRNA splicing, via spliceosome. Gene Ontology annotation, cellular component: U4/U6 x U5 tri-snRNP complex; precatalytic spliceosome; U4 snRNP. The record is from RefSeq and is a predicted model, not a curated record. The transcript is spliced from 8 exons.